GUGGGUGAGGCAUCGUAAUGACGCUUACUGAGGGCCUGGAGCAGAGCUAGUGAAAAGUAUUUAUUGACUGUGACACUCUAACGAUGCCAUUCGGUUAUUAGAUAGAUAAACUGGGUACAGUGCAAACACUUCUAAGGUGCCACGCCGCCAGCAACAGCGCGAAAAAGUAUUUCGCACCCAAACAGAAUAUCAUAUUUCUUCGUCAUAAAGAUAAAACCCGUUAAGAAACAAAAACACACUGAAAAAAAUAAAAACAGUGCAAAAACACAACAAGACGUAAUCGUAACACACUAUGGACUACUACACAGGUGCCUCUUUACUACCGUAACAACAGCAACAACAACAACGGCGAUAAUAACAUCCAUUAAGACAAAAAUCAUGCCGAAUUCGCUGCUCGAGUCGAGGCAACAAUAAUUGCGCGUGUUUAUCGUAUCAGCAUUAGAUAUUGAGUGCCUAACGAUAACUUUGACGUUGGCCAUUUCCAGGUGCUUCAGUAAACACCUUUGCGCUCAUACAUAUUUUAAGAACGCCGUGCAAUUCGCAUUCGCUUCAUUUGUGCAAUUCCAGCGACGGCUGAAAGACGUCAACGAUCCACCAAAUCGUCUAGCCGAUCCAGUGCUGUGCAGUGUUCAAGUACUCAAAGGAUAAAUACCAGUGAUAAUCGAGUAUCUCUAUAUAUUCCAGUUUCAAAACAUUUUACAAUGACUUUCAACUCCAAGUACCACAUCGAUGUGGACUUUGAGGUGCCCAAGAAGCUGCAAUGGUACUAUGCGCCAGCCUUCUUCGGCUUCUGGUUUAUCAUCUAUCUGUCGUUGGUCAACACCCAGAUCAAUCACAUGCCCAAGCCGCUGGCCCGCACCGAUGAGGCUGCCCAUCCACGAGACUUCAUUGCACAGCGCGCCGAGGAUACCCUCAUUGAGUUGACUCGCAUCGGGCCACGCGUGGUGGGCAGUGUGGCCAACGAGGUAACCACCGUGCAGUUUAUCAGGGAUGAAGUGGACAAGGUGCAGGCGCAGGCGCUCGAUCGCUUUGAGAUCGAGAUCGAUGUACAGCAGGCAAGCGGUGCUUAUAUGCACUGGGUCAUGGUUAACAUGUACCAAGGCAUACAGAACGUGGUCGUCAAGCUGAGCGAGAAGGGCAACACGAACGAGAACUAUCUGCUGAUCAAUAGCCACUACGACUCAGUGCCCGGCAGUCCGGGUGCUGGCGAUGAUGGCUCCAUGGUUGCGACCAUGCUAGAAGUGAUGCGCGUCAUUGCCAAAACAGAUGAGCCGCUGGCCCAUCCCAUUGUCUUUCUGUUCAAUGGAGCCGAGGAGAAUCCACUGCAGGCGUCACACGCCUUCAUAACGCAGCACAAAUGGGCCAAGAACUGCAAAGCUCUGAUUAAUCUGGAUUCGGCAGGCAGCGGUGGGCGAGAGAUUCUGUUUCAGUCUGGGCCCAAUCAUCCCUGGCUCAUGAAAUACUAUCGCAAGGUGCCGCAUCCCUUUGCAAACACUCUGGCCGAGGAGAUAUUCCACGCUGGUUUGAUACCAUCAGACACAGAUUUUCGCAUCUUUCGCGAUUAUGGAGGUGUGCCCGGCCUGGACAUGGCGUACAUCUUCAAUGGCUAUGUUUAUCACACCAAAUUCGAUCGAGUCAAUGUUUUUCCGCGUGCCUCCUUUCAACACACCGGUGAUAAUUUGUUGGCCCUGGCCAGGGCUCUGGCAAAUGCUCCAGAAUUGGAUGACACUGCGGCUCACGCCGAAGGUCACAAUGUGUUCUAUGAUUUCCUGGGCUGGUUUAUAAUUUUCUACACGGCAACCACAAACAUAAUUAUUAACAUGAUUGUCGGCGCGAUUGCGCUCCUGGCGAUCGGCAUUUCCGUGUACUUUAUGUCCGUGCGAUCUGGCUGCAGCAUUCAGGGCGUCUUGGUACGCUUCGGUAUUGUCUUGGGCAUACAGCUGGUCUCUCUAGGCCUGGCCUUAGGACUGGCUCUACUCGUGGCUGUUUUCAUGGACGGUGUGAAUCGAUCACUCAGCUGGUUUACACAGAUGUGGCUAAUAAUCGGUCUAUACGUGUUUCCAAUCAUCUUUGGCAUGAGCAUUCUGCCCGCCUUCUAUCUCGAGAAGACCAAAAAGGACCCGCUCAGUCUGGGCUUUCGCGUGCAGCUCUUCAUGCACUCUCACUGCGUUUGCCUGGUUCUGCUGAUAAUCGUGCUGACAGCCCUCAGCAUUCGAUCGGCCUAUUUUAUUAUGCUGUGCGUGCUCUUCGAUAUUGUGGCUCUGGUUGUGAACCUGGUUACCAAAUGGCAUCGCAAAGCCUAUUGGUUUGCCAUUGCUGUCAUGGUCUGUCAGAUACUACCCUUCACAUACUUCACCUACAUCUGCACAGUGGCCCUAAAGACACUGAUACCAAUGCGAGGACGCUCUGGCGGAACAGCUAAUCCCGAUAUAUCCAUAGCUCUCAUGAUGUGGCUGUUUUCGGUUAUGUUUGCCGGCUUUAUUGUGCCGCUGAUUAUGUUCUUCCGCAAGACGAGAACAAUUGUCCUCUGCUUCUUGGCGGGCACAAUUCUGUUCAUCAUCAUUGCAGUAACUGAUGCAGGCUUUCCAUACAAGCCCAAGACGUCUGUGCAGCGUUACGCAAUGAUUCAUGCACAUCGCAUUUUGCAUAAUGCUGAUGGCUCCACACGCAUUGAUGAGAGCGGCCUUUAUGUCUAUCCCCAGGAUCGACGCUUCAAUAUAGCUGAAGAUGAAAUUAAGACGAUUGGAAAUCCACAUAAGGUCAGCGAAUUUUGCGAUGAGGAAAUGUUCUGCGGCAUGCCCUUAUACAAUCACCGUUGGCACAGCGCACGCGAAUAUAGUCUUUGGGUACCGGUAAAGGAGCAGCCGGCGAUACCGGCACCUUAUCCUAGUCUGAUUUUACAGGAAACAACAGAGCUGGACAACUCGAUGCAAAGGCGGUUUAACUUUUCCUUGGCAGGUCCCGAUCAUAUGACCAUCUUUGUGAAUGUCAAGAACAGUGCCAAGCUGCUGGACUGGUCCUUCAAUGAGACGCUCAUUAAUAAUAAUGAGCCACCCCCAUAUUUUGUAUAUUUCUCUUAUGGUCUAGAUAAUAGUGCGCUUGAGUUCACCAUCGACGUUGAGAAGAGUACGUCAACGUUUGACACGCCCACCUUGGAAAUAGGCAUCGGUGGGCAUUGGGUGCACCAUGAAAUCCAAAGAUCUCAAGGGCUGGGCGCACACCUCGACAGCUUUCCCUCGUACGCCUACAUUCAGGCCUGGGUAGGCACCUACGAGAGUUGGUACUUCUAA
Drosophila hydei is the source of this 3290-nucleotide messenger RNA. RefSeq names its product endoplasmic reticulum metallopeptidase 1. Gene Ontology annotation, molecular function: metalloexopeptidase activity. Bases 702 to 3290 code for a protein of 862 amino acids. The record is from RefSeq and is a predicted model, not a curated record. The transcript is spliced from 9 exons. NCBI's taxonomy places the organism in Eukaryota, Metazoa, Arthropoda, Insecta, Diptera, Drosophilidae. Gene Ontology annotation, biological process: proteolysis.